AUGGAUUCAAAGAAUCAAUUCUCCCUUAGUAUGCAUAUAUUUGGUUUGUGCUUGAAUCAGGAAAUUUACUCCAAUAUAUGUCGAAGAAAUGAAGAAACAUGGAGCAGGGUUGUAUCUAAUGCUAAGGUUAUGAGAAGGAAUGUGUUGCAACUACCGCGUGGAGUGAUUAAGAAGUCCCUUAGUGGACCGGUCAGCUCGAUUGAGUUAUAUGAUUCGGAGAAGGGUAUCUCAGAGAAUUGUGUAGUGAAAGUGAGGAAUAAUGAUGAAGGCGAGAAGUAUCUCACGACUGGUUGGUAUGAAUUUGCUAAACAUGAAGAAUUAAAGAAAGGAGACAUCAUGCAUUUUUGCAUUCGAUAUCCUCCAGCCGAUGAAAUACUGGUAUAUGUUGAGCCGGGAAAGAAGAGACAGUGA
Messenger RNA from Vicia faba (fava bean), 411 nucleotides. Lineage: Eukaryota; Viridiplantae; Streptophyta; Magnoliopsida; Fabales; Fabaceae. The record is from the annotation of a GenBank genome assembly.